Messenger RNA from Rhipicephalus sanguineus (brown dog tick), 1832 nucleotides. RefSeq names its product DNA topoisomerase 1-like. The record is from RefSeq and is a predicted model, not a curated record. NCBI's taxonomy places the organism in Eukaryota, Metazoa, Arthropoda, Arachnida, Ixodida, Ixodidae. The coding region runs from base 1 to 1647 and encodes 548 amino acids. The transcript has 9 exons. Gene Ontology annotation, cellular component: nucleolus; chromosome. Gene Ontology annotation, biological process: chromosome segregation; DNA replication; DNA topological change. Gene Ontology annotation, molecular function: DNA binding; DNA topoisomerase type I (single strand cut, ATP-independent) activity.
AUGUGGCCACCAACGGCAAACACUGUCACCGAUGCUUACCGGUUAUACAAUACGGGGAAAAAAAGGAAAGAAAACGUGUCGCUUGCAGGUGUUCCGGUGAGGCUGAGCGCCAGUGCUGAGGAAGUGGCCGGCUUCUACGCGCGCAUGCUCGAACGCGACUACACGUCCAAGGCAGCGUUCAACGAGAACUUCCUCCGCGACUGGAGAAAGUGCAUGAAUCGCAAGGAAGCGAAGCUCAUCACCGACCUGAGGAAAUGCGACUUCCGGGAGAUCAACGCGCACUACAAGACGAAGGCCGAGGAGCGGAAGGCGAUGACGAAGCAGCAGAAACAGGCGAUUAAACGCAAACGAGACAAACUGGAGCACGAGUACGGCUACUGCAUCGUUGACGGCCACAGACAGAAAGUCGCGAACUUCAAGAUUGAACCGCCCGGAUUGUUUUGCGGUCGCGGACAGCAUCCCAAGAUGGGCAUGCUGAAACGACGCGUUCAGCCCGAAGAUGUCAUUAUCAACAUUGGAAAGGAUGCGCCGGUGCCGAAACCACCCCGGGGACACAGAUGGAAAGAAGUGCGCCAUGACAACAGUGUCUCCUGGUUGGCCUCGUGGAACGUGCUGGGCCGCACAAAGUACGUCAGCCUCAACGCUAGCGCCAAACUGAGGGCCCAGAUGGACGUGCGCAAGUACGAGCUCGCCCGCAAGCUCAAGUCCCGCGUGCGUAGCAUACGACGCAGCUACGUGAACGGAUGGGAGUCGCAAGACAUCGGCGUCCGCCAGCGGUCCGUGGCACUCUACUUCAUCGACAAGCUCGCAUUGAGAGCUGGAAAUGAGCGGGAAGAUGGCGCCACUGCCGAUACGGUCGGCUGCUGCUCUCUGCGAGUGGAGCACAUCACGCUACGUGAGACGGACAGCGAGACUGACCCGUUUCUGGUGGAGUUGGACUUUCCCGGAAAGGACUCCAUCCGAUACGCGAACACGGUUCCGGUGGACGAGCGCGUCUUCAGGAACUUGGAGCUUUUCACGGAAGACCCUAGAGAAGACCUAUUCGAUUUGCUCACUACUGCUGCUCUGAACAAAUAUCUCAACAAACUCAUGGAAGGGCUGACUGCAAAAGUAUUUCGUACUUACAACGCUUCUAGGACAUUCCAAAAGCAACUGGAUGCCAUGACUGAAGAUGAUAUGUCACUGCCCGAGAAGCUGCUGGUCUACAACCGAGCCAACAGAGCAGUCGCCAUUCUGUGCAACCACCGACGAGCUGUUUCUAAGAAUUUCCGCAAGCAAAUUGAAAACAUCCAAAUGAAGAUAGAGAAGAAAGAAGAGCACAUUCAGAGGUGUGAAUUGGAAAUUGAGGAGCUCGAGUCUGACUGGAUUGCGUCCAAGUCACAAAAGAAAAAAUUGCAGUUGGAUCGCAAGCAGAAUCACUUAGCGAAGCUCGAAGAGCAGCUGGAAAAACUGGAACUACAAGCUGUGGACAAGGAAGAGAACAAGGACAUUGCCCUCGUCACCUCGAAGAUCAAUUAUAUCGACCCAAGAAUCAGUGUAGCCUGGUGCAAAACAUGGGAUGUCCCGAUCGAGAAAGUGUACAACAAGACGCAGCGGGAGAAGUUUCGCUGGGCCAUAGAGACGACCGACACCGAUUUCGAAUUUUAGAGCCAAGGUCCGAUUUUCUGCUUGGCAAAGCAAGAGAGCUUCAGAGCAGUUACAGCAAUUAGAACUUAAAAGUUCCACAACAACGGACAAACGUUCCCGGUGCAUGAACAAGUGGUGUACAGCCCAUAUGGGCAUCAGCAAAAUCAUUUCCAAGACACACUUGGUAAUCCCACAAAACUCCUGUC